CCUUCCGUGCUGCCCUGUCUCUGUCAUCAGGUGGACUCAAGAGACCCAUGAAGCAACAUCAUCCUUGUGUCCUAACACUGCAGCAAGAUGCUGCACUUCAGCCAGUGAUGAUCUGGCAUCUUCGUGUCUCCUGCUUCGUUUCAGGCAGCUGGGAUGAGAAAAGAUAAAGCCACUAACCCAUCUAACAGGCAAGAAGACUGGGAAUACAUCAUUGGAUUCUGUGACCAGAUCAACAAAGAACUUGAAGGGCCACAGAUAGCUGUGAGACUCCUGGCUCAUAAAAUCCAGUCACCACAGGAAUGGGAGGCAGUGCAAGCCUUGACAGUGCUGGAAGCUUGUAUGAAGAACUGUGGGAGAAGAUUUCAUAAUGAAGUAGGGAAGUUCCGCUUUUUAAACGAGUUAAUAAAAGUUGUGUCUCCUAAGUACCUGGGAGACCGAGUCUCAGAGAAGGUGAAGACCAAAGUCAUUGAGUUGCUGUAUAGCUGGACAGUGGCCUUGCCAGAAGAAUCCAAAAUCAAGGAUGCCUACUACAUGCUGAAGAGACAAGGGAUCGUUAUGUCUGAUCCUGUGAUUCCUGCAGACAGAACCUUGAUUCCUUCACCUCCACCUCGUCCCAAAAACACUGUGUUUGAUGAUGAGGAAAAAUCCAAGCUUCUAGCCAAGCUGCUGAAGAGCAAGAACCCAGAUGAUUUACAAGAGGCCAACAAGCUUAUAAAAUCCAUGGUAAAAGAGGACGAGGCUCGGAUUCAGAAGGUGACAAGACGCCUGCACACGCUGGAGGAAGUCAAUAACAAUGUGAAGCUGCUGAAUGAGAUGUUGGCUCAUUACAGCAAAGAGGAGUCAUCAGAGGCUGACAGGGAGCUCAUGAAGGAGCUCUGUGAAAGGUGUGAAACCAAAAGAAGGACAUUAUUCAAGCUGGCCAGUGAGACAGAAGAUAAUGACAGCAGUCUGGGGGAUAUCCUGCAGGCCAGCGACAAUUUAUCCCGUGUGAUAAAUUCCUAUAAAAAAAUAAUAGAGGGGCAAGUGAUCAGUGGUGAAGUGGAUCUCCCUGUGAUGUCUGCAGUGGAAGGGAGUAAUUCCACAAGUAAUCUCAACACCCUCAUUGACCUUGCUGGACUGGAUGUCACCAACACCCCACCACCUCCAGUGCCACCCCCUGUCCUGACACCAGCCCCCACAGCAGCCCCAGCAGAGAUCCCCAUUCUCCCACCUCCUCCCCAGACGUUCCCGCAGUCUCGGAGCGGUUCCUCCAGCCAGGGGGAAGCUGCCCCUUCCCAGCAGAGCAGCACAGCCAACUCCCUCUCCUUGCUGGAUGAAGAGCUUCUGUGCUUAGGCCUGAAUGACCCACCCCCUGCAGCAGUGAAGGAGACCUCAGAAAACAAGCAGUGGAGCAUGUUUGAGAAUGACCAGUUGGGCCUGGAUUUCUUUAACCCGAAGAUGGUGACUGUUGCUUGCAACCCUGCAGGGAACCCUCUUCUCCAUCACACAUCACAGACCACAUGUGGAACGUCAGCAGCGCUGCCCUCUGCUUUCACAGCCUCUCAGACUGCUCCCAGCAUCCCAGCACCAAGCUCAGCACCAUUUGUCUUCUCUGCUGGACCAGCUGCCCCUGUGGGGCCUCCUAAGACUAUUCCAGCUGCUCCUGGGUACUUCAGCUCAUCCGUGGGGAGCAAUAUGUCACAUAAGAUGGAUGCAUUGGGACAACUCCUUGAAGAAGCCAAAGGGACUGCCACCCAAGGCAUGGUGACACCCUCAGUGUUCCCUGGGGUUACUUUGCCAACCACUGUCACCUCUACCCCAUUAAUAGGAUCUGCAGGGCUGCCAGUCACUGCCCCUGGAGCCCCUCCAGUUCCUUUCCCAAGUAGCUGCACUGCAGGCUCAGGAAGUCCUCUCUUCCAGCCAGCAUCAUUCCAGCAGCAAGGCAGUCCCAUGAGAGCACCUGAAAUUUCUUUGGCCAAUGUCCACGUUCCCUUGGAAUCCAUUAAACCCAGCAGUGCCCUCCCAGUGACAGCCUAUGACAAGAACGGCUUCCGGAUCCUCCUGCACUUUGCCCGGGAAUGCCCGCCGGGAAGGUCGGACGUGCUGGUGGUGGUGGUGUCCAUGCUGAACACAGCACCCCUUCCCGUGAGGAACAUCAUGCUGCAGGCUGCUGUGCCAAAGUCCAUGAAAGUGAAGUUACAGCCACCCUCUGGCACUGAGCUGUCUCCAUUCAAUCCCAUCCAGCCACCUGCUGCCAUCACCCAAGUCAUGCUCCUGGCAAACCCUGCAAAGGAGAAGGUGAGGCUGAGGUACAGACUGACCUUCACACUGGGAGACCAGCCCAGCACAGAGGUCGGUGAAGUGGAUCAGUUUCCCCCAGUAGAGCAGUGGGGGCAUCUAUGACCUUAGGACACUGCCAGAGACUCUGUGACAGGACCAGGGAAGGAUCCCACAGGACUGGAUUGAAUGUGACCUGGGGAGGGACACACAUGCUAUCCACUGGUGAUGUUCAGCUUUGUUUACAUGUUCUGACCACUCUGCUUGUAGCUUUAGUCCAGAAUGUUUUGCCCCACAUCAAAGGGGCCCUGGGACAUCUGUGCCAAGCAUGAACUGAGUGGCAGCUGGUUACAAGCAGUGCUGGUGGCUUUUAUCUGGGUGAAUCUGGUUCUGUCUCCCUCUCUAUUAAACUUGAAGUUACUGUAUAUUGAGGGUAGACCUAUCAGCAGAAGGGGAUUUAGGUGCUUUGUUCCUGUGCUGCUGUCUGGAGAUACCUACAGGCUGGUGGGUGGUGGUACCACCAUGAGCUUCCUCAGACACGUGCCCUCCCUGGGCCCUGCUCCUCAGUGCCAGGCUGGACCCACUAAGCAUGGUGAGCAGUAACACUGGCUCCCUGGGGGAAUGCUCAUUUUUUACACUGAGAUGGCACUUGGCUCCCUUCCUUCCCCCCACUGCUUCAUUCCCAAGAGCCACUGGAAGCAGCUCCUCGCUCUGUGCUGUGUGACACUGGAUUUCAGCUGUAUUUAUUUUAUACUACUCACUGCCUCCCUCUUGUAUCUGUUUUGGGCAGCUGGAGCUGAGUUUUGUACAGAAAUGGUCACAUUGGGGUUUUUUUCUGCCUUCAUUGCGUUCCAUAGUGUGGGGAAAAGAGGAAAUGUGAAGAGGCAAGUGGGGCUGGAAAGGAGCAGUCAGUGUUGGUGGACGACGGGACCUGGAGAGCAGAAAUGUCUUCACAAUCAUCCAUCAAGUGCAUUGACUAAAUCCAGGAAUAAGGAGAGGUGGCUCUGCUGUCCCCUCAUGCAGGCAGUAUUGUUAUUGUAGUUGAAUACAGUGUUUUCUGGAGUACAAUGAAAUACAAGAUGUAAAUAAUAGAGCUAUAGGGUGUCUAAACAGAAACAAGGAGGGCAAGGCAGCUCCACUGGCCUGUGCUGAUGCAUGUGCUGGGUGUAAUGCCCUGGUUUAUUUGCUCCCUGUAGGAAGUGGACAAGUGCAAUUGUCUCAAGGGGGAAAGCUGUUGUGCUGGACAUCAGUGUUUUGUGCUAAGAGGGGGCAUGACCCCUCUAGCUACAGUCUCACAGAAACUGGGUUUGAAUCACCAGAACAUGAUUCCAGCAAUCCCUUCCUUCUCCCUUUUGCUUUCCAACCUCAAGUGGUGCCUCAGCUGGCUUUGAGACAGACUCUUUUGAAUUAACAAGGUUUUUUUUUCAACAUCCACUGACAAAAGCACAGCUAGGGCAGGUCCUUGGACACCCAGCUCAGUGUUUCUAGCUGUGUUGUCAAGCAACAGCUCAUCUUGAACUGUGAGCAGUCAGCUCAAGUGCUGAGAUAAUCAGGAGACGCCUGCUUGUUGUAGGAAGAAAACUCCAGAGAAGGUGCUGCUGGAAUUGGUGACAGCUAUAAAACCCAUCACUGCAAAUGCAGCUUUGAGUUACUUGUAGCUGAAGUUUCUUUACUGUGUUGCUAAGUAAAACUCACCAGAGGUGAAGCACUUGGUGGGUUCCAAGGCCUGAGGUCCCAGUCAGAGGAACCAGGCAAUUGUAGAAGCCCCUGAAGGUGGAAUCAAAACUUGGCCAAGGAGCUUGCUGUAAACUGCUGGUUGGAAGCUGAUGGAGACCCCAACCUUGUCAGCUCCCUGACAUAAGAGGCAAGUGAGAGGGAUGGGCACAUUGUUGGGGUCCUUAAAGAAAACAAGUGUUAAAUGGCUGGACUGGGCUAGGGGACAAGGAGAGAAUUCUUUCUGCCUCAGACAUGUUCUUGCCAGCACCUUAGACACGUGGGCAUGGGGACAGUGCUUUGGCCAUGGUGGCAUGUCCUGAGGAAGCAGGUGUCACUGCUCUAGAUGCCUACACGUGAAUUCACUGUGACUUGGAGGAGGUCAGCAGAGCACAAGUGCUUUCUGCAGCAUGGCUGUGUGCUCAGUGUCCCCCAGUGCCCUGCCCAGCAGGAUGCUGCCCUGGGCUGCCUGCCUGGAAGGGCCUUGUGAAAACCUUGGGAAAUUAAAACCAUGAAUGUUCCUUGUCUGUAGGGUGAGGUUCCUGCUUCAGACCCAAAAGCCAUAACUGUUCAUCUCAAACACAUUUGUUCUGCUGCAUGUUCAAUAAAUGGUUUUCCCUACUCUGCUCUGUGGAGAGCCCUUACUGACUGUUCCUGGAGCACACAACUGGUUCUGGAGAGCCUAAAACUCAGCACCUCAUCUCAAGACCAUCCAAACUAGGCAAAAACAGAGAAGUUGCUGUUUUCUAACCCCCCGUGGGUUAAAAGGUGGGUGUCAUUUCACUGCUGGGUGUUAAAGGGAAAGCAACUGAAAAAGCCAUGGCAAUGCUGCCCUUGGGAAUGAGGUUUUCUCCACCAGGGGAGGGUUGCCAGGUCAUGUUGGAACAAGCAACCUUGAAUUUCUGCUGCAGCUCCUCCUUCCAAGUUACCUUUACAUCUUUUUAAAGUUAUGUUUAUGGAAGACAAGAACAAAUCCCCACACAAUAUGCAAAACAAGGCAUUUAUUCUUAGAAAAGCAGUCAGGUUUAUGUACAGUGAGCCACAGAGGAUGAGUACAUCAUAUGUUGCUGUCUUCAGGAUCCUUCCAACGUGCCUUCUUUGACAAUGACUCGUGCAAGAUUUCGUGCAAGAGCAAGUCUCAGCAUCUCCACUUUCAUAGUCUCUUCAUCAUCAUCCUAAAAGCAGAGUUUGGGUCAGACUGCUAGAGAAGCCAUCAGCUGGUAGGUUCUUUGAGUUUUGGACAGUCAGGAUGCAGGUCACUAAGAGUACAGGUAUAUUUACCCAUCACAGGUACCUGAGAAGAGUAAAAGCUACAUUUCCUACUUUUUAGCUCAACACAGAAGCAUUUCCAAGCCUUCUUAUGGCAGCUGCAGAGGUUUGCAUGCAGAGCAAAUGGCUCCAUUCUGUGCCUGGAAUGUUUCGUAGCUUGAGCUGUCAAGGUGGCAGCACCUCAGCUGUUCACUGCCUGUGUAUUUACCUUGGAAAAGCAGCACAGAGAAGAGUGGCACUGCUCCUGUAGGGGCUUUGUCCACACUUAAGUAUCUCUUGAUGAGGCCUCAUGUGGCUGGCCUUGAAAAAGGACACCACGCACCAGCCUCAUAACACAGGCUCUCCCUCUUUUCUGCCCCCGUGUAGGAAUGUAAAUUUAGAGUUUGCUGUGCCUGACCCCUACCCCCCCCCCCCGAGCCCCACCAAUUCAUUAUCCAGUUGUCCUCAAAACAGGAGCUACCUGGAAUUUCUGCUUGUCUGACUUCCCUGCCGUCAGGUCUUCCAGGCAUCGCAUCAACUCGUAAGUUUGCUCUGCUGAAAAUAUGACCUGUGGAAAUGAGAGGAUUUACUGGAAACCAUCAAGUUUAAGGACACUGCACAGUCUGGGAAGAUAACUGAGAGGAAAGGAACACACUCCCACAGGUCCGUUCUACCCCAUUAAAUCAGAAGAUCAGAGGGUAAUUCAGGCUGGAAGUGCCGCUGGGAGGUCUCUAGUGCCACCUCCUGCACAAAGCAGAGUCAGCUCUGAGGUCAGAGCUGGGGCUCACGGGCCUGAAACUGAUAAACUCAUUUUCCUGAUGGAUCAUAAAGCAAAAGCUGGGCUUAGGAGAAAGAAGCACCCAAGAAAAAUCUUCCAAGCCAGAGGGAACUGGAUGAAGUAUGGACUUCAAGUGUCAGCAUGUCUGUCUUAAAGAAUCAUUAAGGUUGGAAACGACCCUCAAGAUCAUUGAGUCCAAAUGUAAUCCAACUACCCUAACCACUAAACUUCUCCUGCUGUUUUCUAAAAGCAGGGAACGAAAUUAUGAGUUGAUCAUCCUGUCCUGGCUCCUGUGUGUUCCCACUGGUAGGACACUUGGAUGUCUGUGCAGUUCUGGAACUGCCACAAGCUGUUCCUUUGCACUGGAAGUGCAAGUCCUUGCCUAGGGGCAGAAAGGGGGGUCUCCACUCUGAAACACCAUGUUAGGAAGAGAAGAAAAAGUCUGGGGAGCUUUGUCAGGUGUGACCAGCUUGUCCUGCUCACCUCUUUCUGCUCCAGCAGGGGAAGGGCAUCCAUCAGCAGUGUCAUCCAGAAGGAGCAGGGAGCAAUGUGAGCUGUCAUCAGCAUCAGGAGCAGCCUGGCAGCCUCAGGGAACCUCUUCUCCCCGUACAGCUGGUGGAAUUCCCGGUACUUGCC
This is a messenger RNA of Apus apus (common swift), 6631 nucleotides long. RefSeq names its product golgi associated, gamma adaptin ear containing, ARF binding protein 3 (gene GGA3). The transcript is spliced from 17 exons. Gene Ontology annotation, molecular function: small GTPase binding; phosphatidylinositol binding; ubiquitin binding. Gene Ontology annotation, cellular component: trans-Golgi network. The record is from RefSeq and is a predicted model, not a curated record. Gene Ontology annotation, biological process: intracellular protein transport; vesicle-mediated transport. Lineage: Eukaryota; Metazoa; Chordata; Aves; Apodiformes; Apodidae. The coding region runs from base 154 to 2382 and encodes 742 amino acids.